AUAUGAUCUCUUGGGAUUAGGCCUGUUUAUGUGGAAAACAGGAAAGAACUCUUUUUUAAUUUUCUUUACUUCUUUUCAUGUAUAGAUUUUUUAUGUUUCUUGCUUCUUGAUUUUAGCUCCUGUUUCACUACCUCACACUUGAAUUGAACUACUUUUUCUUUCCAAAUGAAUUAUGAAUGGAGGGCUGCAAAAUUGGGUAGAUCGAAUUUGUGGGUGGGGAAUUGUUUGGGUGUUCAGAGAUUUGGUGUAGGCUUGGAAAUAUUUGGCAUCUAAGGCUGCUAUGGGUUAACUAGACUUGAUUUAAGAUGUAUGGCUGUAGUUUGUUGAGUUCUUGACUUUGGAGGGUUCUGUAACACUCCAGCAUGCCUUAAAUAUCUUCCCUGUUAUAGAAUUUCUCUUUAGGUAUGCACUUAAUCAUAUCGCAAACCAAUAUAUCAGCUGUAAAUUUUGUGUGGAUAUUAUAUUAAAUGAUUCAACAUAAAUUCAUAGAAUGAGAUUGUGUGUAAUUGGGCGUUUUUUUACAAUGCUUGACGACUUAUGACUUAGUGUGGUUGAUAGAGACUGAGACAUGGCCCAUAUUGACCCCUUGUGCUUCCUUCUUCUUGCUCCGGUCUUUGGGGCGAGGUCCCGGGUUGACUUAUUAUUUGCAGUGGCCUUGAAAUUGGGUGUGAGGGGUUUGAGAGUUCAAGCUUGACUUAAUAACAUGGAUGGGAAAUGGAGGCUGUGUGUCUAACUUUCAUGAAAAGAGUUGGAUAAUUCUUGAAGUUGAUGUUUUUGUGGGAGAAACAGUAAUGCUGAGAAUAUGGGGAAGAAGGGAAGCUGGUUUUCAGCAAUCAAAAGGGUUUUCACUAACAACUCAAACGAAAAGCGAGCCGAUGGACCUGACAAGAAGAGCAGCAGCAAGGAAAAGAAGAAGGGCAAGGGAAUUUUAAGGCAUGGAGAUACCAAGUCGUUUAUUCCCCUGUUCAGAGAGCCAAGCAGCAUCGAGAAAAUAUUAGGGGAAGCUGAUCAGCUACUGAUUAGGCCUCCUCCUACAUCUUCUCAACGCCCAAAAUCGCCUCCUGCUCUGCCUGUAAGGCCUGUCUCACCCCGGCCUGCUUCACCCGAUCCUGCUUCUCAUAGAGCUUCUUCCCCUAAAUCUAAUUCUCCAAGAGCUUCUUCCCCUAAAUCUAAUUCUCCAAGAGCUCCUUCCCCUAAAUCUAGUUCUCCAAGAGCUCCUUUUCCGAGGGUUACUUCCCCAAGGGCUGCUCCUCGAGAGACAUUCUCCAUUGGGGCCGUUCCUCCCAAGGCUACUCCUCGAGAGACACUCUCCACUGGGGCCGUUCCUCCCAAGGCUGCUCCUCGAGAAACACUCUCCACUGGGGCCGUCAUUCCUCCCAAGGCUGCUCCUCCUACAGCUUUCAGUUCCGGUGCUGCUUCUCCCAAGGCCGCUGCUCCUUUCAAGGCUACUGCUCCUAAAUCAGCUCAAAGCAGAAAGGAAAUCAGGCAUGUGCAGAAGCCAGAACCGACUUUAAGAGACCAGCAACUUUCAACCACAAAAAUCCAGGCAGCGUAUAGAGGUUACCUGGCAAGGCGGAGUUUCCGAGCCUUGAAGGGCUUAGUGAGGCUUCAAGUAGUGGUGAAAGGGCAGAAUGUAAGACGUCAGACGAUGAAUGCCAUGAAACAAAUGCAGCUUUUGGUCAGAGUUCAAACACAAAUCCAGUCACGGAGGAUUCAAAUGUUGGAGAACCAGGCACUCCAGGAUCACGCGUAUAAGAGUAAUAAGGAUGCUGAGAGUACCCUGAGCAAAUGGACCUUGAACCAGAUGUCUAAGGACGGUCAAAAUGAAGAUUGGGACGAUUGCAGGCUAACAAAGGAGGAAGUAGAAGCAAGGACGCGGAAGCGAGUGGAGGCUGUCAUUAAAAGAGAGAGAGCAAUGGCCUAUGCGUACUCUAACCAGCUCUGGAAAGCCAAUCCAAAAUCAACUCCAAAUUCUUCUGGUAUCCGAUCCAACGGAUUCCCUUGGUGGUGGAACUGGUUAGAACGUCAGCUACCUCAAGCUGGUAGUUCGCAGAGUCAAGCUGCAUCAAGGAGCAUCUCGUUAACCCCUUCAAUGGCCGUUUCAGAGUUCAAGCCAAGCCCUCAGCUUCACCCAAGUAGUAGUAGGCUCGGAAAUCUCAUGUUUGACAACCACGAAUCUGUCACGCCACGAUCAUCCAGGUCAGCAGUCCCUGUCCGAGUAAAAUACUUUCAGACCACCCCAGGCAGGAGUCCUCUUGCAAGCAGCUUGAGCUAUACCAAGUUCUCGAAACCAAAAGCAGGUGCAACUAAUUCAGCUUACGAUACUCCUAUGAAAGAUGACGACAGUCUGGUGAGUUGCCCCCCGUUCUCCGUUCCCAACUACAUGACGCCUACUGUCUCGGCCAAAGCCAAAGCGAGAGCAUAUAGUAACCCGAGGGAGAGGUUCCCGGGGACUCCUGGAAGCAGCGACUCCAAGAGAAGGUUCUCGUUUCCUUUGACUCCGAAUGCUGGUUCGUUCAAGUGGAACAAAGGGUCUAAUAGGGAUUCUGCAUCGCAAGUGGGAACCGAGAAACGAGAGGAUGCCCGUUCCAUCGGAGAUUUCAGCGUGAAUUCAACGGUUUCGAUGCCAGCAGGUUUAGUUGGGAGAAAGCCGUUUAACAGAUUUGUGUGAUUUUUGUGCAUGUGUUUGUUGUAAGAUUAGUAAGGCUGUUGUUGUCAGUUUAAUAUACAGUGUUGAUGUUUGAAGGGUUGAAAUCUUUAGUGAUGUACAAUAAUGAAUAGGAGUGGUUGGUUUUACUUUUACAA
Salvia splendens (bonfire salvia) is the source of this 2805-nucleotide messenger RNA. RefSeq names its product protein IQ-DOMAIN 14. The transcript is spliced from 6 exons. The coding region runs from base 803 to 2671 and encodes 622 amino acids. Gene Ontology annotation, molecular function: protein binding. The record is from RefSeq and is a predicted model, not a curated record. NCBI's taxonomy places the organism in Eukaryota, Viridiplantae, Streptophyta, Magnoliopsida, Lamiales, Lamiaceae.